AUGAGCGGUUACGGCGGCGGCAUGUCCGGCGACUCGGACGCGCUGUCGCGGCGGCUGCGCGACGCGGAGCGCGCACGCGCCGACGCCGAGCGCGCGCACGCCGACGCGCUGGCGCAGCUCCGGUCCGCGCAGCGCAGUCCGCUCGACGCGCAUACUGUCGACCAGCUGCAGUCGAGAGCGAGGGAGCUGGAGAAGAAGGCGGCGUUAGAAACGGUGCGGUGCGAAGAGCUCCAGCUAGAGCUGUCCGCAUCCUUACGCGCUCGCGGCGCGCCCGCCACGUCCUGGAGCCAGCCGCCGCACCAGCAGCCCGCCUCCGAGAUCGAGCGCAUCAUGGCCAAGAUCGAGCAGGACAACCGCAUCCUCGCCGAGCUCGAGCACACCCGCUCCACCACGCACGGUAGGUUGCACAGAUGUAUGCAAACGAGUGGGUCCAACCAAGCGCUGGGAGACUUCCACUCCCCGGCGCCGUCGCCGCUGCCGCAUUCGUACACGAGCGCGGGGCACCACCCGGUCGCCAUCUGCCAGAGCAACACCAUGCCCACGCUGUCCUCGCUCCACGCCACCGGCCAGUUCACGGCGCCCAGCUCCAACUCCGUCGCCUACUCCAUGAGCGCGCACAACCCUACCUCCUAUACGAACCCCGUCUCUGCCUACUCGACAAAUACUUACGGACUGACGAACCCCACCCACCAAGUCACCUUCACGAACCCCGUCACCGCUCCGCUCGUCAACAACAUCGGACAAAUAUCCAGCACUCUAGCGGGACUACAGAGCAACUUGCAAAAUAUUACCGGCAACGUAUCGGGCAUAAGUUUAGGAGGAGGCUUGUCCGGGCCCACGUUAACAGGAACCAUGGCGGGAUCUGGGUUGACGAGUUGCUUGAACAAUGUGCAGACCAGUUUAUCUGGAGGAUUGACUAGCACUCUUGGAGGAAUGCAGUCGACAUUGACUGGAGGAUUAGGAAACGCCCUUUCAAACUUGACGACAGGCACGCAGCUGGGAGGGUUAAAUACAAGUCUGACUGGCACGAACGUAUACGGUGCUGGAACUGGAACCUACACAAAUCCGUUGUUGUCUAGUGGAAUAGGAACGAAUGCUAUGAACAUUAAACUAAAGCCGCUAGAUGAAAUAGACCUCGGGCUCGGGAGAUACGGGACGACCACGUCCGGCGUGGGGCGAGUGGCGACGCCCGUCACGCCGCAUCAACCCGGGUGGAGCUUAGGAUUAGAUAGCCAAUUUGGAACUGAUAGAUUAGGAGCAUUAGAUUCGGGUUACAGCCAUGACCGAAAUCAAAGAGCUUUGUCUAGAAUCAUGCCUAACUCUGGAUUGGAAAUGGACAUUCGGAAUACACAUUAUAUGAACGGUACAGUCCCAAGUCAAGAGGGUCAAGUGGACAUGCUCGACAUUCCUGGGAAAGGACGUUGCUGUGUCUACAUCGCCCGGUUUUCUUACGAUCCACCAGACAUCGAGAGCGCAGAAGGGGAGCUGUCAGUGAGCGCUGGAGACUACCUGCUGGUGUGGGGUCCGCCGGACUCGAACGCCGCCAUGUUGGAUGCUGAACUGCUGGACGGCCGACGCGGGCUGGUGCCCGCUAACUUUGUCCAGCGGCUUGUGGGAGAUGACUUGUUAGAAUUCCAUCAGGCUGUAGUAGCGACACUCCGGGAUGCUGAUGAGUCGGCGACGACAGCCAUCAGUGACCUCUCGCUCAGUCGCGACGUCGCUCGGCUCAGUGAGGUGGCUGACCUCAGCGAGGGCCCUGAAGACGACGACAACGCCGAGCUGUUUUUCUCGUCGCUAGUCCCAGCGCCGCGGCAGCUGACACUCGAGAGGCAGCUCAACAAGUCUGUGCUGAUUGGCUGGACGGCCCCCGAAGGUGUCCAGCAAGCGAACAUCGAGAGCUACCAUGUGUACGUCGACGGAGUUCUGAAGACGACAGUUAAGGCUUCGGAAAGGACGCGAGCGCUGGUUGAAGGCGUUGAUUCUAAUAGGCCGCACCGCAUCAGCGUGCGUUCCGUGACGGUCACGCGGCGCACGUCCCGCGACGCGGCGUGCACGAUGGUGAUCGGGCGGGACACGGCCAACAUGGGCCCGACGUGCGUGCGGGCCAGCGGCGUGACGUGCUCGCAGGCCGUCAUCUCCUGGCUACCGGCUAACUCGAACCAUCAGCAUGUCGUUUGCGUUAAUAAUGUUGAGGUUCGGACGGUAAAGCCCGGAGUGUACCGCCACACGAUCACCGGUUUGUCUCCCAGCACACAGUACAGAGUAACAGUCCGAGCAAAACACUUGCGAGCCGGACCGCCCUCUGGCAUACCCAUAGAAGAAGCCCCCGGGGCAUACACGGACUUCCGGACGCUGCCCAAAGGCCUCCCCGACCCACCCGCCGAGAUUAUGGUGGAAGCGGGCCCGCAGGACGGCACGCUGCUGGUGACGUGGCAGCCCGUGCUGCGCCCGCCGGCCUCCGGGCCCGUCACGGGGUACGCCGUCUACGCGGACGGCAAGAAGGUGACCGAUGUCGACUCCCCCACCGGCGAUCACGCGCUCAUCGACAUCGGCAAGCUGAUCGGCCUCAACCCCAAAUGUGUCACUGUUCGUACAAAGUCUCGCGACAGUCAGUCGGGAGACAGCGCGCCGACGCCGAUCCCGCCAGCGGUGCUGCGCGGGGUCGUGAACCGCGGGCCCCGGGGCCCCAUGGGCCCUAUGGGCCCCAUGCCCCCGGGCCAGCAACAAGGCUUCCGGAAUCAGCAGCGCCCGCAGCCCUACCAGCAGCACCAACAAGUGCUGGAACACGACGAGAACCUCUCGGACAAGGAGAUAUUCCCCUCCGCCAACAGACACGAUCCGCAUGCCGCUCAGCAAUCGGGGAUACCGGCCAUCGAAAUCACUAAAGAGGGAGCGGCGGAGCUGGGUAGUGAGGACGACGAACGCCGCCGCCAGCAGGUCUGCGAUCUCUCCUACACUUCUGAAUUAAGAUCGACUAACUUAUUGCCGAUGAAGGAUAUUGUGGCUAUGAGCUUGAACUAUUGCUAUUGGCUUUGUUAUGGAAAAUCUAACCUUAUUAAUGUGUUGGUUCGUACGGACGUCAGCAGCAACCGUCCCAACCAGCGCAAGCGUCGCAGCAGCCAUCGGGUCAGCCGUACCCGAGUACACAAGCCUACCAUGGCACGCAGCAACCCCCCUAUCAACCACAGCCAGCCGGCCAGUACCCAAGUAGCCAGCCUCCGUACCCCGGCGCCCCGGGCCCCGCGGCCGGGCCCCUGCCGCCCUACAACCAGCCCCCGCCGAGGAACCACCACGAGAGGGGCCGCCCUCCUAACCCCCACCAGGGAACAAUUUCUUCAGCUCACUUUCGCGGCAGCCAGCAGGGAAGUUGGCAGCGAGAGUAUAAAAACAAUUAAGCAACAACAACAACAACAACAACAAGGGCAGCAGGGUGCGUACGGGCCGCGCGGGGGCGCCCCGCAGGGCCCGAGGGGCGCCGCCUCGCGCCACCCGCAGCAGCACCCGCAGUCCAAACGAAGUCGGUACUUCAUGGCGCUCUUCGACUACGACCCGGCAACCAUGAGCCCCAACCCGGAGAGCUGCGAUGAAGAACUGCCGUUUAGUGAUGGAGACAUCAUAAAGGUGUGGGGAGACAAGGACGCCGACGGUUUCUUCUGGGGCGAGUGCCGCGGGCGCCGGGGCUACGUGCCGCAUAACAUGGUGGUGGAGGUGUCGGAGGCGGACGCGGGACAGGCGGCGGUCAGCAAACCCCGGGACCGCUGGACGGACUCGUACGCCAACCAGCCCGUGCGCCGGAUGGUGGCGCUGUUCGACUACGACCCGCAGGAACUGAGCCCUAAUGUGGAUGCUGAUGCGGAGCUAAGUUUCCACACAGGGCAAAUAAUCCACGUGUACGGCGACAUGGACGACGACGGCUUCUACAUGGCGGAGAUAGAUGGCGUGCGCGGGCUAGUGCCCAGUAACUUCCUCGCGGAGCAGGACCAGUACGCGGGCACCGUUCAGCCUGGACAAGGCGCAGUGGGUGGUAGGGGAGCGCCAGCGAUGCGCGGGCGCGGCGGCGGCGCGGCGCCAGGCCCGGGCGCGCGCGGCCCGCCGCCGCCGCCGCGCGACAACGUCGCACCCGCGCCGCGCGCGCAGCAGAGGAAAGAUGCCUGCCCUCUUCCCCCUUCUCAGUUAGACCACAACACUUGCGCCAGUAAUCCAGAACAGGUGAAUUCUCAGGCGAGGGCGAGAGGCGCGCCGACCGCGCCGGCGCCGGCGAGCACGAUCGCGCGCACGAGCGCUGGUAACGUCGGCACGCCCGUGCAGUCGCCCGCCACCGGGGGCCUGGGCUCGCUGGGGCUGGGCUCGCUGGGCGCCAGCCCCGCCAGCGCGCCGCCCGCGGCCGCGUCGCCCGCGCGCCGCGCCGGGCCCGCCGUGGUGCCGCAGCCCGCCGUGCAGCCGCUGCAGACGCCCGCGCAGCAGCAGCCGCCCACCACCCAGCCCAACCUCAUGCAGAAGUUCACCGAGAUGACGGCCCCCGGCGGCGACAUCCUCAGCAAAGGCAAGGAGCUGAUCUUCAUGAAGUUCGGGCUGGGCGGCAAAUAAUGGCGGCGCCCCGGGCUCCGCGCGCGACGGCCGCGGCGCCCCGCCGCGCGCGCGAGGGCCCGCGUUCGGUGUCGUCGCGCCCUGACCGAACGGUGCCACGCGCCGACAAGAGUACUGUAAGAAAUGUAAAUAUUAAAUGAAUUCAAUAAAC
Messenger RNA from Leguminivora glycinivorella, 4738 nucleotides. RefSeq lists its product as uncharacterized. Gene Ontology annotation, biological process: neuromuscular synaptic transmission. Gene Ontology annotation, molecular function: protein binding. The transcript has 21 exons. Lineage: Eukaryota; Metazoa; Arthropoda; Insecta; Lepidoptera; Tortricidae. The record is from RefSeq and is a predicted model, not a curated record. The coding region runs from base 1 to 4587 and encodes 1528 amino acids.